GGAGCACCCCUGCGCGCGCGGAGAGGACGCCCCGGGAGUCUGCAGCGCGCGCUCCCUGCGCCGGACGGGCCGCGAUGGAGCCGGCCGUGUCCCUGGCAGCGUGCGCGCUGCUCUUCUUGCUCUGGAUCCGGGUGAAGGGGCUGGAAUUCGUCAUCAUCCACCAGCGCUGGGUGUUCGUGUGCCUCUUUCUGCUGCCGCUGUCCUUCAUCUUCGACAUCUACUACUACCUGCGCGCCUGGGUGGUGUUCAGGCUGAACAGCGCGCCGCGCCAGCACCGCCAGCGGGUUCAGCACAUUCAGAAGCAGGUGCGAGAAUGGAAGGAGGAAGGGAGCAAGACCUUCAUGUGCACGGGCCGGCCUGGCUGGCUCACGGUGUCGCUGCGUGUCGGCAAAUACAAGAAAACCCACAAAAACAUCAUGAUCAACCUGAUGGACAUCCUGGAGGUGGACACCAAGCGGCAGAUCGUGUCUGUGGAGCCUCUGGUCACCAUGGGGCAGGUGACAGCUCUGCUGAAUUCGGUCGGCUGGACUCUGCCAGUGCUCCCGGAGUUGGACGACCUCACAGUAGGGGGCCUGAUCAUGGGCACGGGCAUCGAGUCCUCGUCCCAUAGGUUCGGCUUGUUCCAACACAUCUGCACGGCCUACGAGCUAGUCCUGUCGGACGGGAGCUUCGUGCGGUGUACGCCGACAGAGAACUCGGACCUGUUCUAUGCCGUGCCCUGGUCCUGCGGCACACUGGGCUUCCUGGUCGCGGCGGAGAUCAGGAUCAUCCCUGCCAAGAAGUACGUGAAGCUGCACCUGGAGCCUGUGCGCGGCCUCCGGGAGAUCUGCGCCAAGUUCACCGAGGAGUCCCAGCGGAAGGAGAACCAUUUCGUGGAGGGCCUGCUAUACUCCCUGGAGGAGGCGGUCAUCAUGACAGGAGUCAUGACAGACGAUGUGGAGCCCAGCAAGCUGAACCGAAUUGGAGACUACUACAAGCCCUGGUUCUUCAAGCAUGUGGAGGAGUACCUGAAGAAGGACCAGAAGGGCCUGGAGUACAUCCCCCUGCGGCACUACUACCACCGCCACACGCGCAGCAUCUUCUGGGAACUCCAGGACAUCAUUCCCUUCGGCAACAAUCCCAUCUUCCGCUACCUCUUUGGCUGGCUGGUGCCUCCCAAGAUCUCCCUGCUGAAGCUGACUCAAGGCGAGACCCUGCGCAAACUGUACGAGCAGCACCACGUGGUGCAAGACAUGCUGGUCCCCAUGAAGGUUCUGGAGAGGGCCAUCCAGACCUUCCACAACGACCUCCACGUCUAUCCCAUCUGGCUGUGCCCCUUCAUCUUGCCCAGCCAGCCAGGCAUGGUGCACCCCAAGGGGGAUGAGACGGAGCUUUACGUGGACAUCGGGGCCUACGGCGAGCCGCAGGUGAAACACUUCGAAGCCAGGUCUUGCAUGAGGCAGAUGGAGAAGUUUGUCCGCAGCGUGCAUGGGUUCCAGAUGCUGUAUGCCGACUGCUACAUGAACCGGGAGGAGUUCUGGGAGAUGUUCGAUGGGUCGCUGUACCACAGGCUGCGCAAGGAGCUGAACUGCCAGGAGGCCUUCCCAGAGGUCUUUGACAAGAUCUGCAAGGCGGCCCGCCACUGAGCCCACCCUCCCGCCCGCGCCCCGGACCCCCGGGGCCCGGCCUCGGCCUCCCACCCGCCCGUCUUUCAGUAGCCUUCUCUUGUAAUGGAAAGGGCCCGCCCUUUCCUCUGCGCCCUUGUCAGCGAUCCCCAAAAGCCCCCAAACCCCGAGUCGCAUGGAAGCACUUUGGAUUGCUCUGACCAUUGCUUAUGAGGCUCAGGAAGGUGCCUUCAGAGCCACCCUGCACGCUCCUCGGGGCGAGGGGCAUUCCCAGGGACGUGGAAGCGCUCCUUCUGCGGGCAGGUGGGCUCGGCCGGCUUCCGCCCCCUCGGUCGGCUUCCGCCCCCUCAGCGGCUUCCUCCCGCCGUGUCUCCAAGCGCUUUCUCACCCAAGCAGCAGCAAAAGGAUGACCCCGUCGCCUACCAUCCAGCAGAGGCUUCCACAGAGCCCCAGAGGAUGGAGCGGGCCUUCAGUGCCUUGCAUGUAAUGGGCACUUAAUGCCAGGGCAAUCUCUGUGCCUCUGACUGAAGGGACUCGGCCCUGGAGCCAUUUACCCGAGGGAGUGGGGAUCUCCAGAGGUUGCCAGAGCACAGGGGAGUGUAGCAGUACUGGCCCCUCUUUAUCCUUUUGAAGCCUUCCGGGGCCUGCUUUAACCUUGCUGGAGCCUGCCAUCACCCUGCUGGGGCCGGGCUGGCCUUGCCCAAGAAGUCUGGCCCAGGUGACUGGGUGCUGCCUGGUGCAGCCCCUCAACCCCCGCAUGAAACCAACCAACAGUAUUCUCUCACGGCUUCUCCGCCCUGGUUGUCCCUCCUCCCGCCUCCUCUUAAAAGUGGCUGAUCACAGUUCAUUUCAGUGCCUUACAGAAAUCCUAAGCCCGGCUCCAGCCGGGAAGAGUUCCUGUCUCCCCUUCCCCGGGAGCAGACCCCUCCCAAGAGGUACCCACCCUCGCUCUCACCAGUGGCACUUCAUCCUUAUUUAUGCAAAGCUUGUUUUAGGGACUCCCUGGCACAAGUAGAAUCCAGAUUGGACAAGGCUGAACUGGACCCAAGAUCGGCUGGGGGGGGAGGGGAGGGGCACAGGGCCUCUGGGCCACACGACCCCCCAAGGCCUCUGUUUUCCAGAAUUCCCUCUCCCUCGGGUCUGAAGGCUGUGAGAACCACCUCGAUGUGUUGUGGGAGCCCCGCUCGCCCGGGGCCGCUCGUCUUGGCUGAGUCAUUGUGGCCCAGAGGGCCCAGAAAUGCUGCCCACCUCGGUGGUCGUGGCCCCUGGGGUCUGGUCUCCAAGCAUUCUCCCAUGUGUCUUAACCACACGGUCUAUGCAUUGCUUAGAACACUGUUGGCGCUCUGAUAGGAAAGGGAUGACCCUGGCCCCGAAGGACCUCGGCCUGUUCCCUGGGGAAGCCAAUGAUUCUGCUGGCGCAGAGGAGGGCUUCUCAGCAGGAGCGGGACCUGCCCGGUGCCCGGGCUUUGGCCCGUCCCCUCCUGCAGCCUGGGACACGGACGGGAAGAGGCGCCCCGGAUUCCGCCAAGUGACCGGAAGCCUCCAAGAGCCCUCAAAUUUGGAGAGUCCACAUGGCCUCUAGAAUUGGAAAGCAGUUUGUCUUAGAAUUUGCCUCAGGUUCCUGCUUCAUUUCAGUGUAACUCCCUGGAGACCGACACAUAAGUCACUUAGAGCAACUUCUGUAGUGGGAGCCAGUCACACUUGGUGUCCAGCGUUCUGCAGUUGUGUUUCCUUCUAGCUUUGACAUCAUCUGGUCUAACCCCUCUCCCAGUUCUGACAUCCCCGUUCUAAGCUCCUCCCAGCCCUGACUUUUCCUGUUCUAAGCCCCCUCCCCGCUCUGACAUCCCCCAUUCCAAGCCCCCUCCUAACCUUGACAUUUCCCAUUCCAAUCCCCCUCCCAGCUCUGCCCUUCCCUGUUCUAAGGCCUCUUGGCUUUUUCACACAUUCUGGGCUCUAAAGCAGAGAUGUGUUAACUUGAGCCCAGUUGCCACAAGACUCCUGAGCGGGGCCCAAACCAGAUUAAAAUGUAAUUGAGAAAUAUCCAGCCAAGGAAGGAAAAGUCCAGCACAGCUAAGGUUAGUUUGUGGUUUUCUAAGUCCUCGGUGCAGCUUGCCAGGUCUGAAGGCCGGCCCCGUUCUCCCUCCCAGCCCUGAUGUCCUUGUCCCAGUUCAGCCCGUCCUGAGACUGCUCACUCUCCCUCUUGGCACAUUUUCUGGCCUAACAUUGUGAACUGCUGAGCUCCCUCUCCACUGUGACAUGUUCUGUGCCCUGCUCCGGGGAGGAAACACUGCAUUGUGUCCCUCUGCCGUGAGGCCUUCUGCCCUUACUGACUAGAGUCCGGCCCAGGGCACAAUGGGAAGCCAGGGCAGCCACUUGUAGGUCUAUGACCAGCAGAGGUUGUUGCAUUUGGGGGUAAGGUGGGGGGUUGUGGAGGGGAGUUGGGGGAGCUUGUGGGGAGCCUUUGGGCCCUGAAUCCUGGGAACUCCUGUCUCACUGAUGUGUUUGUGUGGCUGUUGUCAAAAUAAAGUACCUCGGGAACCACUGA
This is a messenger RNA of Sarcophilus harrisii (Tasmanian devil), 4149 nucleotides long. RefSeq names its product 24-dehydrocholesterol reductase (gene DHCR24). Gene Ontology annotation, cellular component: membrane; cytoplasm. Gene Ontology annotation, biological process: steroid metabolic process. The coding region runs from base 75 to 1625 and encodes 516 amino acids. Gene Ontology annotation, molecular function: FAD binding; Delta24(24-1) sterol reductase activity. The record is from RefSeq and is a predicted model, not a curated record. Lineage: Eukaryota; Metazoa; Chordata; Mammalia; Dasyuromorphia; Dasyuridae. The transcript is spliced from 9 exons.